AUGGCGACUCUUGGUUUUCAGGUUCUUGUACAGGCUUUAGAACAACUGAUCAAAGUCGAACCUUCAGGGAAAAUGAGUUCAUAUCAAUUGGUGUGGUUGUAUGUCAUUAUGUUGACAGCCACUGGGGUAAAACUUGUUCUUUGGAUUUACUGCAGAAGCUCUAGAAAUAAGAUUGUUCGAGCCUACGCAAAGGACCAUUAUUUUGAUGUGGUGACAAAUGUGGUUGGUUUGAUUGCUACUGUUUUAGGCGAUAAAUUCUACUGGUGGAUUGAUCCUUCUGGAGCUAUACUUCUCGCUUUCACGAUUUCAAAUUGGUCAGGAACCGUGUUGGAAAAUGCAGUUACUCUGGUGGGACAAUCAGCUUCUCCAGAAGUGGACAUAGAGCUUCCAGAGGAUUUGCCAUUGAAAGAAGCCCAUGCAAUUGGAGAAUCAUUGCAGAUAAAGAUUGAAGAGCUUGCCGAAGUUGAAAGGCUUUUGUUCAUCACGAUUAUGAGUGUGAUCACAAACCAGAACACAAUAUUCUCAAGUAAUAUUAAGCUUCAAAGUGAGCAGAGAGAAGAGUGUAAGGGCAGAAACAAUGAGCAACCAGUCAUCAAACAGGUGAACAAUGCAGGUAUUACUGGAAUAAGUGUAGAGGGAGAUGUUUUAGUUGCUAAAGAGAUAAUUGAGGCAGAUGAAGUUUCAAUUCCUGGUGACACCAAGCCACAAGAAGCUAAGAUCACGGCAAAUGGAAAAAUUGUUCAGACAUAUGAAUGGGCAAAACAAUGUUUGCAAACUAACUAUUAUGGUACAAAGAGAAUGGUUGAAGCAUUUAUUCCACUCUUAAGGUUGUCUGAUACACCAAGGAUUGUGAAUGUGUCUUCUCUCAUGGGUAUAUUGAAGUUUCAGUCCAAUGAAUGGGCAAAACAAGUGCUAAGCAAUACAGAAGAACUCACAGAAGAUAGUGUGGAUAAUGUGCUCAACAAGUUUCUUCAAGACUUCAAAGAAAACUCAUUGAAAGUCAAUGGCUGGCCGAAACAUUUACCUGCAUACAGAUUGUCGAAAUCUGCCAUUAAUGCCUAUACAAGGAUUAUGGCCAAGAAAUACCCUAAUUUCUACAUCAACUGCGUGUGUCCUGGAUAUGUGAAAACUGAUAUAAAUGCCAAUACCGGUCCAUUGACUGUUGAAGAAGGUGCAGAUAGUUUGUUGAAGCUGGCAAUGAUGCCGGAUGGGGGAGCCGCGCCUCCAUCUGGACUUUUCUUUUACCGGCAGAAUGUAUCGGCUUUCUGA
This is a messenger RNA of Fraxinus pennsylvanica, 1269 nucleotides long. NCBI's taxonomy places the organism in Eukaryota, Viridiplantae, Streptophyta, Magnoliopsida, Lamiales, Oleaceae. The record is from the annotation of a GenBank genome assembly.